Molecule: messenger RNA, 6003 nt
Organism: Platichthys flesus (European flounder)
Lineage: Eukaryota; Metazoa; Chordata; Actinopteri; Pleuronectiformes; Pleuronectidae
Product: synaptic vesicle glycoprotein 2C-like
Exons: 13
Coding region: 435-2645 (736 amino acids)
Biological process (GO): chemical synaptic transmission; transmembrane transport
Cellular component (GO): membrane
Molecular function (GO): transmembrane transporter activity
Source: RefSeq, a predicted model, not a curated record
AAGAAGACAAGGAGCCAGAAGGAACCUCGGCGAGAUGUCCGCUGCCUCUGCCGCUGUGUAGAGGAGGAAACCGGGGGAAGGAGCCUUCAGACUCACCGAGCUCAGCAUGACGGAUCUGCUCCUCUCUGACAGACUGCUGAUGCUCUCCUCUACUGAGCUCUGACAGGUCUGAGGAUCACUUCCCAUUUGAGAUCAACUGUCUCCAUUUCAGCACUGUCUGGCUACCCCCAUCCAAUGGAAUCAGACAUCAUUACUUAAUCAUUAGUAUCCUUGCAGCUGAGUGGCUUUUCAGCUCUAAUAAACUGCUCUAAGUCCUUCUCUGUCUGGGGAUAGAAGACCAGAAGAAAGAAAAAAACUGUAACUUAAACUUGUUGGAGUAAAAGCUCAUUAGAGUUGAAUUAAGAGAUUUUAGUGCCAGCUUUCCCUGUGCCAAGAUGGAUGAAACGCACAACAACAGGACUUCCUUGGUCAAAGGUGCCAAGGACAUCGCUAAAGAAACCAAGAGGCAUGCUGCCAAAAACCUCGGCAAAGCUGUCGAUCGUGCCUCAGAUGAAUAUUCAGCUCAUCGCAGCUACAAUCGUUUCCAGAACGAGGAUGAAGAUGACAACAACUACAAUACUUACACUCAGCAAGAUGGUCAAUAUGCUGACAAUGCAGCCAAUGAUGAGGAUGGAGCGUCUAGUGACGCCACGGAGGGCCACGACGAUGAAGAUGAGAUCUAUGAGGGGGAAUACCAAGGUGUGCCUGCCAACAAUGAAGGCAAGCCGCGGGAUGGUCAGGUGGCUCUCGGCCAGCCAGUUUCCGACAGCCAAAAGAGCAGUAAGGAGCUGGAAAACGAGAGACAGGCAGAUGAGGAGGAGCUGGCCCAGCAGUACGAGCUAAUCAUGCAGGAGUGUGGCCAUGGGAGAUUCCAGUGGCAGCUGUUCUUCGUACUCGGGUUGGCGCUCAUGUCAGACGGCGUGGAAGUGUUUGUUGUAGGCUUCGUCUUGCCUAGUGCUGAGACAGACAUGUGUGUCCCCAACUCUGGUGCCGGAUGGCUUGGUAGCAUUGUGUACCUGGGGAUGAUGUUCGGAGCAUUUUUUUGGGGCGGCCUGUCGGACAAGUUGGGCCGUAAACAAUGCCUGCUGAUAUGCCUGUCCGUCAACGGCUUCUUCGCCUUCCUCUCAUCCUUUGUUCAAGGCUACAGCAUGUUCCUCCUCUGCCGCAUGGUCUCUGGUUUUGGGAUCGGGGGAGCUGUUCCAAUAGUAUUCUCUUACUUUGCGGAGGUGUUGGCUCGGGAGAAGAGAGGAGAGCAUCUGAGCUGGCUCUGCAUGUUCUGGAUGAUUGGAGGGAUUUAUGCCUCAGCCAUGGCCUGGGCCAUCAUCCCACACUAUGGCUGGAGCUUCAGCAUGGGUUCAGCCUACCAGUUCCACAGCUGGAGAGUGUUUGUGGUGGUGUGUGCGCUGCCGUGUGUCUGUGCAGUGGUCGCUCUCACUUUUAUGCCUGAGAGCCCCCGCUUCUACCUGGAGAUGGGUAAACACGACGAGGCCUGGAUGGUGCUCAAACAGAUCCAUGACACUAACAUGCGUGCCCGAGGAGAACCGGAGAGAGUCUUCACUGUGAACAGAAUAAAAAUCCCCAAACAGUUGGACGAGCUGGUGGAGAUGCAGAAUGAGUCAGCCAACCCAGUGCUCAAGGUCCUCCUCAAGAUCAAGACCGAGCUCAGAGGGAUCUGGUCCACUUUUAUGAGAUGCUUCGACUACCCAGUGAAAGACAACACCAUCAAACUGGCUGCAGUUUGGUUUACUCUGUCUUUUGGGUACUACGGGCUGUCUGUGUGGUUCCCGGAUGUCAUCAAGCACCUUCAGGCAGAUGACUACGCCUCCAGAGUGAAGGUUCACAACAACGAACGCAUUGAAGACUUCACCUUCAACUUCACCCUGGAAAACCAGAUCCACAGGAACUCUGUCUUUCAAAACGACAGGUUCAUCGGUAUGAAGUUCAAGGCGGUCACAUUCAUCGACUCCUCUUUCCUCAACUGCUAUUUCGAAGAUGUCUCCUCUGUCGGAUCCUUCUUCAAAAACUGCACCUUUAUCGACUCAUUCUUUUACAACACGGAUAUUGAUGAUGCCAAACUAACAAACUCAGAGGUGAUCAACAGCUCCUUCCACCACAACAAGACGGGGUGUCAGAUGACAUUUGAGGAUGAUUACAGCGCCUACUGGGUGUACUUCGUCAACUUCCUGGGAACUCUGGCUGUGCUGCCCGGAAACAUCGUCUCUGCUCUCCUCAUGGAUAAAAUAGGGCGCCUCAGCAUGUUAGGAGGCUCCAUGGUGCUGUCAGGCAUCAGCUGCUUCUUCCUGUGGUUCGGAACCAGUGAGUCGAUGAUGAUCUUCAUGCUCUGUCUUUAUAACGGCCUCAGCAUCUCUGCCUGGAACUCCCUGGAUGUGGUCACCGCCGAGCUGUACCCAACAGACAGGAGGGGCACAGGCUUUGGGUUCUGUAAUGCCAUGUGCAAGCUGGCAGCGGUGAUGGGCAACCUGAUCUUUGGCUCACUAGUUGGCAUCACCAAGGCGAUCCCCAUCCUGCUGGCAUCAACCGUGUUGGUUGGCGGCGGCCUGGUGGGCCUGCGACUGCCAGACACACGCGCCAAUGUCCUCAUGUAAACCUCAACCCAGAACAAUAUGUUGUUUACCAGGUUUUUCACUCAGUGCACUGGAUAAUUUGUUUACGCUGUGUCCUGUAAAGUUUUAUUUGAAUUUCAGUAGCUGUGAUCAUCCCUUGUAGUUAUUAUUUGAAAAAUAAUGUUACUCUGUCCACAAUCCAAACAACAGGACAGAGGCUGUUAUUCUGCUAUUUCUGAGUGAAAUACCUGGUCAAUUGGGAUAAUCAGAUGCAGUUUAACUUUUUAUAGAGCUGUGGAUAUGAAGAGAUUGAAGAUACUAAUCAAAAAUCUGUGUGGUGUCAGAGGCUAGAUUAACAAAAACCCUGCGAUUCUUCCAGGGAUUCUGGAUGAAAGAGUUAAUCUGAGGAAACAAAGAACUUGAUAAUUAGUGCUUCUAAAACUCUGUAUAUCAGCAGCUCUGUAUCCACCAUGGGCUGUUUCUCAUGUGCAGCCAACAAACACAUGUGUCUAAGCGGCAAAGGGCUUGGACCUCCAACAUCGGCUUUUACAUCAAAUCCGACUUUACUCAGAUUAAAGGAAUAGUUUAACAUUUUGGGAAAUAUGUGUUUUGAAAAGUAGAGUAGCAUAAAGAGUGGAGCUAAAGGUAACAGCUAGCCUGGCCUCUGUCUGGAGAUAUCACAUCCAAAGCUCAACUUUUAACACAUUCAUGGUAAAUGGUCUGUAUUUAUAUAGCACUUUUUUCUAGUCUUGAUGACCUCUCAAAGCGCUUCAGGGCACGGUCACACAUAUGCGAAGGUCAAAGUUCACCAAAGUUGAACUCCACACAAAGCCAUGCUCCCAUCUGCCUCCCCACUGGCACAGCCAUCAUGGGGAAAUUUGGGUUUCAGUAUCUUGGCCAAGACACUUUGGCAUGCAGAAUGGCAGAGACUGGGAUUCGAAUCGCAGACUUUCUGGUUAGUGGACGACCCGCUCUUCCUCCCACAGGUGCCCCAUAAUCCUUAAAUCACAAAAGCGUUGUGUGUCCAACAGUUGAUGAUGUUCAAGCCUUUUGCCGCAAUGUGCAAGAAUGAAAAGGCCAUAGAAAAAAAUAAUACAGUAACGAUGUAGUAGUUUAGUCGAAACCUUCUGCAGCUACAUUUCUAAAGUGAAAAGAAGUUUACAUUUUCUGCUUUUUGCAGUAAGAGACUUUUGAGAUUGGAAACCUUUUGUCUGAAUGCUUCCUCUCUCCUUCUCUCGUGUCUGUGUUGUGUUCGUCUCGUGGCGCUGAGCUCACCAUGAAGGGCUUUGCUCUCCGUUGUAAUCUGAUCUGUAAAGAAGAACUUAUACCGUAGGAAACCUCUGCUGUUAUAAGAACCUGCUCUACCCCCUGCGUUUCCUUCCUCUUUAUGCAUCUCACGUCAUGGUUUCCUCAUUGUGUGUCUGCUCCUGACUUCUUGUCCUCUCUCUGUACCUCUUCCUGCCUUGCUGCUACGCUACUCCCUCUAAAACUCAAAGGCCUUUCUCAAAUGCAGUGCCUCUUCCUCGUCUCAUUUUCUAACCCCUGCUGAAAGCUCUUUGCUGCUCUGCCCUGCUAUUUCGGCCUCUCAUAUAUUAAUACUGCGUGUGUGCGUGCGUGUUUGAGUGUGUUUUCAGAUGAACACUUACUAGACACAGUGAGCAUUGCAUAUGCUGAAAAAGGUAUUUUUUUAAUUGUUCUUGUUCUUUUCUUUACCAAAUAACUGAGUUUGGUAACAUAAUGCAGCGAAAUUAUAAGCCAUGCAUAAAGGGUAAGUUCACCCAAAUUGAAAAAAUUUAAUAAACGCACUACCUACACAGGGUUUUGUGGCUUUCUGCUGGGAUUUUAGCUGAGUUCUGCUCCUAACACUGAAAAAUGACAUGUAUAGAAGACGAAGGCCAAGUUCAGACCGACCUCUGUCCUGCAUAAAAUGGACCAUUGUUGUACAGAAGGUGCCAAUGACAACACACUGAUGUUUAGCAGGUAUAACAGAAUGAGACAGAUGUGAAUGGCAUUAACCUAAAAGUAGUGUUUCAUUAUAAAUCAAUGUAUUGUACAAAUUCAAAUUUUAACUUAAUAAUGCUGUUAAAUCAAUAUUUAUAUAUAUAUAUAUAUAUAUAUAUAUAUAUAUAUAUAUUAUCACAGUUCAUCCUCUGGGGACCAAGAAUGUCUUUCAUGGCAAACCAGUUGGUGAGAUAUUUUAGCCUGGACCAGAGUGGUGGACUCAACAUCUAAGCCAUGGCACUAAUCCAGCUAAAAAUUCAAUAGCAAUGUGUCUUUCAAGGUAAAAACUAUGCCUGUUACUCUGGAUAAUACACACAACUUUGUAAGGACUAUUUGUUUGGUUUAAAAAUGUUUCUGGAAAGACCUGUUGCUGUGAAAUAACUGUUUUCAAUAUUGUGAGCGCCCCACACAAAAGUCCAUUCAUCUACUGACAUGCAGGUAGAAAUCCUCGGGCGAGGGAUAUCUGUUCACAUAGAAUGAAAUCUAUCUGCAUGGCUAGAUACCUCUAAGCUAAAUUAGAUAAGGAUUUUUUGUAAUUUGGGUGAACAGGCCCUUUAAACCUCUUGUGACUGGUACUCUAGCUGCUACAGUGUGAGUGCAUUCAUGUUCAAAUGCAUCAGAUCCUUUGCAAAAUCAAUUCCUCUAAUAUCUCUUCAAAGGAGUCAGUUAAUACAAGAGAGAAGUAAUGGUUCAUUCGGAUGGGUUAUAUGAUGAUGUGGGUUACUGUCAAUAUACUGUAUGUGGUGUUCUGUUGCUAAUAUCAUAUUUCGUACUAUGGAAAUCAAUUUACAUUUGACAUUUCAUUAGUUUCUGCCACUCAAUGGAGGAGUGAAUUUGCUUUCCUGAUGAGUAUGUCUGAUGCUUUAUUCAUCUGCUGGUCUGCACUGUGCCCUCCUCCGAACACUACCAGCUGUGCUGAACAAACUCCCUAAACUUCACUGUUUCCCCCAAGAAAUCCUGCAUGUUUGUUUCCUAAGUCCCCCCAGUUGUGUAUGCUCUUUCUGUUUCGAUGUCCUCAGUGUUCCUCCGCGGGAGGAAGCAGGCGUGCAAUUCCCGGGGUCAAAGGUGAAUGUAUCAUUGGUGCGUGUUGUCAGAUUUGUUGUGGACUGGUGUUCAUUAUAAUCAAGUUGACUUCGAGGUCAUUGUGAAUGGGGCGUGGUGAGAUGUUGUAGCAGGGGUGGUCAAAUCUGUUUCCGGUUGGAUUAACCAUUGUCACUAGAGCGGGAGUGGAAAUGCAGACGCUGUUACUUUCAGAUUUGAAAACCUCUGCUGUCAAACAAAAUGUGGAGGAGUGUGUAAAAAAGAAUUACCUGUCCUUGAUAUGAUUUAUUUUGAUAAGAAAAAGGGUGCAAGAGAAUGCGAUGUAAAGGUGGAUUCCUCUGGUGUCUACAUAUUGAAU